This is a messenger RNA of Ilex paraguariensis (yerba mate), 510 nucleotides long. Lineage: Eukaryota; Viridiplantae; Streptophyta; Magnoliopsida; Aquifoliales; Aquifoliaceae. The record is from the annotation of a GenBank genome assembly.
AUGACGAAAUGUCAGCAUAACCCUCAUGUGGUUAUUGGACAAAAGUGUACCAUUAAUACCGUUAACUACAGAGAUAAAAUGACCAUAAUACCAACUCUUACUACCACUUCUCCCCCUCCGGAAAAUUCCCAAUCACCACUAUCUGCAAAAUCCAACAUCUGCAUAUGGCCCACAGCUGCACAUUCACCAACUGAAUUGAUCUUCCUCAUAAACUCAUUCUUCAACCUCCCUUCUUUACCAAACACCCACCACCAUGUUAAACAACCACCAGCACGACCAAUGUAUAGCUCCCUUCUGCCCCCAACCACAUCAUCACAGGCACCCAUGCAAAGCGCUGCACAGUUUCACUGUCAUCCCCACCAGAGCUCCAACAAUACCCACACAAGGCACACAACCACCCAUGUCGCCACUGCACGGCUCCAUUAUGAGCUGAAUUACUCUCAGGCCCUCCAAACAAAACCAAACCUCCAUGACAUGACAAUACCUAAUGCACACUCAAUCUCCCAUUGA